AGUGAGGCGGGUGUAUAGUGCUGGAACACACACACACUAGUCAGCUGUAAACAACAUGGCCGGUGACUGUGAAAAGCCUCUCGAUGAGUCCAAAAGUUAUAUGGGCAUACCCGAAGCCCAAUUUGUGGACGAUGUUGAUUCUUAUAUGAAGAAGGAAGAUAAUACUAAUGCACAAGAUGUCAUCAAGCGCCUCGAUGAGCAACUGAACAAAUACAAAUUUAUGGACGUUCAUCUACAAGCAAGACGUAAAAAGUUAAAGUCUCAGAUUCCAGACAUCAAGAGUUCCCUACAAAUAGUGAAGGAAAUGAAGACCACGAAGGACACAGCAGAAGUCAUCGAGACGAGGUUUCUCCUUUCAGAUCAAGUGUACAUAAAAGCUAACAUCCCACCUACAGACCGUGUAUGCCUUUGGCUGGGGGCUAAUGUAAUGUUGGAGUAUGGCUUGGAGGAUGCUGAAGGUCUUUUAUCCAAAAAUUUGGGAAAUGCCACCAAGAAUCUAACUCAAGUGGAGCAUGAUCUGGAUUUUUUGAGAAAUCAGUGCACAACAACAGAAGUGACAAUGGCUCGCAUUUACAAUUGGGAUGUUAAGAGGCGACGAGCUGAGAAAGCAGCAGCAGAAGAUAAGUCCAAAGGAAGAGGAAGAGGAGGAAAGGGAAAGGACUUCGGUUUUGAAUAAUCAAGUAUGCUGUGUUUUUCGUUCAGCAUUUUUAUUUUCCCUCAACCUUGUUAUGUGAUGCAAGUCAGUAUGGAUCAGGAUAGGAACAGUUAUAUCAGCAUACCAAGUUAAUCUUUAUGACAAUUCUGAUGUUGGAGUAUUGUCAGUUUGAUUAUUGCUAAUUUAAAAUGUAUUAAUAAAAAUUAUUUACAGUAAUUUUGGAGCAGUUUGUAAAUUCAUUUCCAUACUGUGUAAUAAUUUUAUUAAAAGUUACUGAUCAACAUUAAAAGUCCAUUAAAAAAAAUUCCAUUUGUCUGCUAUUCACUUAGCUACACGCUUUGCGCAUCACCUUAGUGAUAUUGUUGCCAAAUGACAAUUUUAUUCAAUACCAUUUGGAAAUAAACAUUACUUUCUUCAAUUUUUAAGUGCUUCAUACUGGUGUCAUAUGUUCUGGCCUUGGAGUAUGAAGUACAACUUUGAAGCUGCUUAUAAGAAUGGCACUCUUGCACGUGAGACGUGUCCAGAAGUUCUCAUGAGUUGUUGGUUAGUGACAUAAGCUUACUCAUGUUAGAUUACGGUACAGUGAAUCGUGUAGUAAUGAUGAGACAAAAUGUGUAUGGUCAACCCUUGUUGAUCUGCACCUUGUAUUUGUGAGAAUGAAACAUUCUAUUUUCUUUCCCACUUAUUUUGAGGCCUUGUUACCAAUGUUGAUUAUGUUGGUGUGAAGGGUUGACAUUUGUGUGUACUUGAGGUUUCAAGAUACUGUCAUGUGGAUGUAUUAUAACAGCUUGUAGCUCAAACUGGUUUUCUUUCCUAUUUUACCUCUGAAUAGCAACAUUGAAAUGUGAUGAUAUUACUUCAUGUUGAAAGCAAUCACAAAAAUAACAUCAUUUAUGGCCUUAACUUAGUUUUUAGAAAUUAAAACGUUUUCAUACUCACAGACUGCACAAAACAAUUGGACAAGUGCAAUUUUCAACUCUAAUCUUGAAGAUUUGGCUUCACCUUUGCUCUAUAAUGUUUGAUGUAGUGUUAAGUAUUUAUCCCUGUUUAUUGUUUUCAAAAUUGAACAUUACAUGGAACACUUUCUAUACUGUAUCUUGUUACAUUAUUAUUUUGAAAAAGUUUUUUUUUAUCCAAUUAUUUGACAUUAGUUGAAAAGUAUAAAAAACAAGUAAUCCUGCUUGUCUCAAUAAAAUAGAUUAAAUGUC
Procambarus clarkii (red swamp crayfish) is the source of this 1863-nucleotide messenger RNA. Its product is annotated as prefoldin subunit 3. Gene Ontology annotation, biological process: microtubule-based process; protein folding; tubulin complex assembly. Gene Ontology annotation, molecular function: tubulin binding. Lineage: Eukaryota; Metazoa; Arthropoda; Malacostraca; Decapoda; Cambaridae. The record is from RefSeq and is a predicted model, not a curated record. Gene Ontology annotation, cellular component: cytoplasm; prefoldin complex.